GUGCACUUCAGCCUUGCAAACCUUCUUUUGUCUUCGUCGUUGUCGCGCGCCGUAUUAUUGUUGCCAUUCAACUUGCGACUUUCUCCGAGGGCAGCCACAGAGACUUCGAAUAAUCCCGACUUGAAAGGAUUCGCGAUCACGAUCUACCAAAAUGCCAAAAUUCUUUUGCGACUACUGCGAUGUGUACCUCACGCACGAUUCCAUGAGCGUCCGCAAGGCGCACAACAGCGGUCGUAACCAUCUACGAAACGUUGUUGACUACUACCAACAGAUUGGUCACGAAAAGGCCCAGUCCGUUAUUGACUCGAUUACCUCCUCGUACGCCGCCGAAGGCCAAGCCCACGCCAAUCCCAUGCUCCCGCAGAACCAACCCGGCGGAGUCCCUCCCGGCCUCGGCUUCCCGCCCCCGGGCGCCGGCGUUCCCCCCUUCCCGCCUUUCCCUGGCGGCAUGCCUCCUCCGUUCCCAGGCAUGCCCGGUGGCGCGCCGGUGCCCCCUCCCGGAGCCUUUGGUGCCCCAGGCGUGCCCGGCGGUAUUCCUCCCCCGGGAGCGCCAGGAGCUCGCGGAAUGCCACCAAUGCCACCAUUCCCUGGUAUGCCUGGUGCUCCUGCUGGUAUACCUGGCGUACCACCUCCGAUGCCCGGUCCUGGUGGUCUGCCAUUCCCGCCCCCAGGGGGUCUACCCUUCCCCCCACCUGGAGCAGGAAACUUCCCCUUCCCCCCUCCCGGCGCGCCAGGUGCGUUCCCCGGUAUGCCGCCUUUUGGCGCCCCUGGUCAAGGGCCUCCGGGUGCCGACAAGAGGUGAAGUAGUUUGGUGUACGAUGAGAGUAGCUUGAGAAAGGGCACGACAACAUAGCAACCUGGGUCAGGCCGCCAAAACGAGCAUAAUAUUCACGGCUUUCAGUUUCGGAUUUCAUUCAAUUGGUGUUUGCAAUUGGGUUUCAUUUUCUCGGAACACGAUACCAAGAUUCUACGGCGGC
Molecule: messenger RNA, 977 nt
Organism: Neurospora hispaniola
Lineage: Eukaryota; Fungi; Ascomycota; Sordariomycetes; Sordariales; Sordariaceae
Product: U1 zinc finger-domain-containing protein
Exons: 3
Coding region: 152-802 (216 amino acids)
Biological process (GO): mRNA splicing, via spliceosome; spliceosomal snRNP assembly; mRNA 5'-splice site recognition
Cellular component (GO): nucleus; U1 snRNP
Molecular function (GO): zinc ion binding; pre-mRNA 5'-splice site binding
Source: RefSeq, a predicted model, not a curated record